CAAUAGAUACUAACUCUGAUGAUCCAUUGGUCGACGAGCCUACGGGUGUUGGCGCAAACGUUCUCAGUGGUGAAGAGCGCAACGACGUCCUUUCCUCUGCCAGUUUCAUCGAGUUACUCUUCGGGGAAGAACAACGCUGGAUGAAAGAGACCGAGUCCACGAUCUCCAUCUCCAAGAGAAAAAGAGAGAAGACGACAUAUGAAACAAAUAGAAAGGCACAUUAGUCCUUUGCCGUAAAAUAAUGGUAGCAGAAAUCGACAUGGGCCACAACACAAGGUCCCUCGUUCAGAUACCGGGAAGCAGUGCGGGAAAGCAAGACGUUUCUACAGUCCUGAUGGACUUCACCCACGUCUCCACACUGGCUGCCAUGUGCCCAGUUCCCACCGAUCUUCCCGCUUGCUUGGUUACGGGCAAUUCGGAAAGAAAUCCUCCCGAGUUCAAGAUAAAAGGGACGGACUCUCCUGCCAGCUCUCGACAGAAUCUGCAGCCUUCUGCUCCUCCGGCAGGGAACACGGGAAGCCCGUCAAGCGCGAGUCCUCCAGUUGGCAAGAGGCUUUACGUGGUCAGGAGAGUGCAACCCAUGGCGGCGCAAAAGCCUUAUGCACGCCCUGUCACCCAAUCAGUCAGGAUAACCCCCUCUGCAAGAACUGUGUUUGUCAUAGUUCCUCCAAGAAACAAUAAUGGCCCUGCACGACUACGGGCGGAGUCGGUAACGCAGAUAUCUGUCGUUACCGGCAGUAUCAGGAACUAGUUCGAUGUACAGAGACUCAAUGGAAAAUGGCAAUAUGCUG
Messenger RNA from Penaeus indicus, 791 nucleotides. RefSeq lists its product as uncharacterized. NCBI's taxonomy places the organism in Eukaryota, Metazoa, Arthropoda, Malacostraca, Decapoda, Penaeidae. Bases 242 to 751 code for a protein of 169 amino acids. The transcript has 2 exons. The record is from RefSeq and is a predicted model, not a curated record.